This is a messenger RNA of Ceratina calcarata, 1187 nucleotides long. Its product is annotated as ninjurin-1. Gene Ontology annotation, cellular component: membrane. The transcript has 2 exons. NCBI's taxonomy places the organism in Eukaryota, Metazoa, Arthropoda, Insecta, Hymenoptera, Apidae. Bases 383 to 1063 code for a protein of 226 amino acids. The record is from RefSeq and is a predicted model, not a curated record. Gene Ontology annotation, biological process: cell adhesion; tissue regeneration.
GCAGUCGCAUACGACACGCAGAUCCCGAAUCGUUUCGUUUCGCCACAUUGCAUUGUAAAAAUCUGAUUAAGUAUAUAUAAAAGUACGAAUCCAAAUUGUUUCGAAGAAAGGAAACAAUUACCGAUUAUUUACUUCUAAGGACUGACCCGCAACUCACUCAGGACAAACACAGCACAACGGUACAAGCUGUUUUCCGUGUAAAGAAACGGUGCUACUCUGUCAUUAAUUUCAGCAGAGAACUAGCAGGAAAACAAGAAAGAGGAAGAACUUGCAAAACGUGGUGCAAGAGUUUAGCUAUCAGUGCGUCGUUUUUGAUGCUGACCGAAUAAGAUUAAAUACAUUCUUUAUCGAAUAAAUUAUAAAAGAUCGGUAUCGAUAAACUAUGGCUGAGAAGAACGACAAGAAAGAAGAAAUUAUUUACAUGGAUGACGUGGACGAUGAAGCGAGGGAACCACUGACUUUCACACCGCUGGAAGGUGCUACGUUUAGACCGAGGUCCGGGUCUAUGCUGGAAACGGAUAACACGAACAAUCCGCGGCCAACGUCCGGUCCAGAAAUCGACGACCUUCUACCGGAUGCGAAGCCUCCGAUAGGAUUCGAUACUCGGGGAAUAGACGAUGGCCUUCUGCCGAGCCAACCUGAAAUUCCCAGACGUCCCGACGAGAAUCCGUUCUUUCCGCAACCGCCCGUUGUUCGGAUACCCGACGUGAAUAUUUAUCAACAUAAGAAAACCCUCGCUCAAGGCAUGAUGGACUUGGCUCUUCUCUCCGCUAAUGCGAAUCAAUUGCGUUAUGUUUUACAAACCGACGGUGGUCAUCCGUAUUUCUAUCCCUCUUUAACGUUGAUAGGUGUCAGCUUGCUGCUGCAAAUCGCGGUGGGAAUCGGAUUAAUUUGGAACAGUAGGUACAAUGUUAAGAACGACAAAGAAAUGUGCAAGGCUGCACGAGCAAACAAUUGGACAGUGAUCGGUAUAUUUCUCGUGACGAUUUGCAAUGUUUUUAUCUCGUCGUUCGGUGUCGUCGAUCAAGUGACAGUAGUAGCCGCACCGGCGGCGGCGGUAUAGGCGACUUCAUUAGUGAAUAAAGUUGAAAGUAUUGCAAUGACUAAAUCGCGGCUGUACGAUUGUGGAGCAUUCGGUGUAAGAAUGUUGUAAAUUGACGAUGAACAAUGUUUUCUAUAUUUGUAAG